AUGUUAUCAAUCAUUGCUCAAGGAAAUGCUCGUCGACCAAGUAGUAUGAGUAGUGCAACAAUAUCAGGAGAAGAUGAUCAUCUAUUAGAAGGCAAUGGAUUAGAAGUUACAACAGGAACUAUUUUACAACGACGUCGAUCAAGUCGACUUAAUUCUCUUCGAUUUUUACCUGAUAAUAUUCUUGUUUUAAUAUUUUCUUAUUUAACACCUCUUGAUCUUAUUCAUUGUACAUAUGUAUGUCAACGAUGGCAUCUUCUCAUAUCUCGUCAUUCAAAUUUAUGGCGACGUCUUUUCUUACGUCCGGACUGUAGUAAUGGUCAUAUAGGUGCUGUUCAUGUUCGACGUUUAGAUAUAUUUCUUCAUGCACUUGCAACACGUUUUAGUUCAUCACUUAUUUAUAUUGAUUUACCUAUUGAAUUAAUUACUGUUGAAGUUUUACGUGAAUUAGCUAUACGUUGUCCAAAUUUAGAAUAUUUAACAUUGGAUUUUUCAUCAGCUAUGCAAUUACAUGAUUUUAGUGAAUUAAAUGAAUUUCCAUGUAAUCUUAAACGUUUAUGUAUUUGUUUAUCAGAAGUCAUUUUUCUUGAAGGUUUUAUGCGUCGUAUAUAUGCAUUUUUAUCAUCAUUAAAUACAUUACAUAUAAUUGGUACACUUGAAAAAUCAUCUUUAACAUCAUCACCAGAAGAAACCGAUGAUUAUGAAACAAUAAAUAUAAGUAGAAUUAAAGCACAUGCACCUAAUUUACAUACAAUUAAUUUAUAUGGUGUAUGUUUUAUUGAUGAUAGUCAUAUAGAAGCUAUUGCAUCUGGUUGUAUACAUCUUCAAUGUCUUGCUCUAAAUUUUUGUACACGAGUAAAAGGUACAAGUUUUAAAAAUUUAAUGAAUCGAUGUCGAAAACUUACAUGUUUAUUAUUACAAAAUACAGAUGAUCCUAUGCUUGCUGUCAAUUGGUCUACGACUCAACUUUCUGAACUAGAUAUAUCAUCAACAGAUUUAAGUGAAGGUGCACUGUUAGACUUUUUUGCAAUGGUACCAAAACUUACAUAUUUAGCUGUACCUUUUUGUGAUGGUUUUACGGAUUCGGUUUUAAAUUUAUUAUUGGAACGAGGUAAAUUAAAUGGAUGUCGAGCACUUGAUUUAAGUCAUACAGUUAAUUUAAACGUUGAAGCUGUUCAUCGAUUAUUAACAUCAUUUACUAAUAUAUCUUAUCGACUUGAAGCAUUAAGUUAUACAGGUCAUGUUGCUAUAACAGAACAAUUUUGGAUUAAUGCUAUUCGAUAUCUUCAUCGAAUUAGAAUACUAAUUAUAGGUACAGCACAUAGUUGGUUUAAACAGGCAACACGUCGUAUUCAUAUUGAUCAAAUACUUGAAGCAUGUGCUGUUCAUUGUCCUCGUUUAAAACGUCUCGAAAUUCAAUGGGAUCCUGAAACACUUCGUUUUGGUGAAAAUUCAUCGAAAUUUAUUGAUCAUCUCAGAAUACGAUGCACAAAUCUAUUAUCAUUUGUUCUUUCUGAUGGACCUUAUUAUGAAGGGGCGAAAGCAAAUUUUGAACGAGCAGAACGACAUGGUAUUGUACGAACAACAACUAUGUAUCAAACAAGCAUUGUCAGUAAUCUUAGUUUUUAUAAUGAGUUGAAAUUUAAUUAA
Molecule: messenger RNA, 1647 nt
Organism: Rotaria sp. Silwood2
Lineage: Eukaryota; Metazoa; Rotifera; Eurotatoria; Philodinida; Philodinidae
Source: the annotation of a GenBank genome assembly